This is a messenger RNA of Patiria miniata (bat star), 5496 nucleotides long. RefSeq lists its product as uncharacterized. Lineage: Eukaryota; Metazoa; Echinodermata; Asteroidea; Valvatida; Asterinidae. The record is from RefSeq and is a predicted model, not a curated record. Bases 1 to 5496 code for a protein of 1831 amino acids. The transcript has 6 exons. Gene Ontology annotation, molecular function: nucleic acid binding.
AUGGACUUGGGUCACCACAUUGUUAACCUUUUUGCCAAGCCCACUGGUCAUUACAAGCAGAUGAUAUUAAGGGCUGCUCCCAAGGUGUUAAAGAACGAGAAUGUCUUCGUGUCGGAGGACUUCACCCCUCAAGUACGGAAGAAGAGACGGAAGAUGCUACACUUCAAGAGACUUCUCCUGCAGGAAAUCAAGCAGUUCCAAAAUGAUGAGUUAAUUCCUAGCAAUUUUGAGAAUAAGUUGACCGAAGAUGACCAGUUUGUGUGUGAUGGUUCUCUGGAAGAAAAAGAGUGUCUAGCUGCUCUUAAAGAAAUGAAACAUCGUCGUAGCUGGGAUAGCAGAGAUGCGUCAACAACUGGAACGACAUCAUCACAGAUUAAUGACGAGCAGCUUCAAGACACAGUUAAGCCUUCAGACUCUGUCAGUUCUGUCAGUAAACAGCACUCAUCCACCAGUGGAACCUCAUCAGUUUCUACUACUGCGUCGAGCGCAAGGCUUAAAGCUAUAGCCGAGAGGUCGUCUUUGGAGGCACAAGCAGUUGCUGAGAUACAGAGACAAGCUCUUGAGGAAGAGGAGCUUAAACUCCGCCAACGUCGUCGUCAAAUGGAACUGCAAAUCAAGAUCGCAAUGGCCGAAGCUGUUGAGAAGACGUACGCUGAAGCACAAGAACUUGAGGCGCAUUCGGUACGUUUCAUGCAGUCAACUCCACGUGAUUUAGAUGACAAACCACGAGCACGAUUGUCCAGUCACACACAAACAACACAGAUGCCUGAUACAAAUGCUCCUACAAAUACUGCUUACCACACUUACCCUGAGCUUAGACGACGUUCGUCCAACUUACCUUCAACCAUAGCCAGCGAUGACCGGACAGGAGACAUCUUGGUGCAAAUGCUCAAUAACAGUCACUUACAGCAGCAAUCUUUGGUCGAGACUCUUCAGCUACCAAAAACCGAGUUGAUGAGCUUUGAUGGCGAACCUGUCAAAUAUUGGAUGUUUAUUCGCGCCUUCGAGAACAUAGUCGACAAAGAAACAGUUGGUGAUGGUGCAAAGCUUGCUAGGUUGAUGCAGUAUUGUACAGGUCCAGCUAGGAAGCUUAUACAGUGCUGUGCUGUCAAGGAGCCCAGUGAAGGUUACCGUCUGGCAAGAAAGCUGCUUCAGAGCCGAUUUGGAAAUGCAUAUGACAUCUCAGAUGCAUGGAUUAACAAGAUUGUCGGUCGUCCUGCUGUUUCUGACAACAAGGGGUUACUGGAGUUUUCAGACGAGUUGAGAAAUUGUCGCGAGACGUUGCAGACGAUGGGCAAGCUUGAGGAGUUGAAUAAUCGGCAGAGCUUGGCUAAAAUCAUCGAGAAGUUGCCGUUUGACCUCAGAAAGGGUUGGCUGAAAAGGGUUCACCAUCUUAAGUACAUCGAAAUGAGGCUUCCCACAAUUGAUGACGUGUUGGUGUUUGUGUCUGUAGCUGCAGAGCGUGCAAAUGAUCCUGUGUUUAGUAAACUACUGAGUGGAGAUCGACCUGACAAAUCACGCAAGAACACACCAAAGGAAAGUUGGAAGAGCAAGCCCCGUGCCAGCUUUAACACUCAAGUGGAGCAGACACCAUCUCAGAAGACUACUUCAUAUAGUCGCCAGUCUCAGCCAAAGCAGAAACCUAAGUCAGGUGGAGAGGUUACUGGUCCUAGUGUAGGCUUUGCUGUAUGCCCGUACUGUGCUCAAGGGCACGACUUAUUUGGUUGUAAUGGUUGGAAGGCGUUGAAAGUUGCAGACCGUCUGAACAGGAACUCAACAUGGACAGACACGGGAAACAACCCUUCUACAUCUUUGUCAGCACAGGCACCGCCAUUUGUCACCACAAGUCCAGGUACCUCCGGUAAUGUGACACGUAACAUCACUGAAGCCGGAGUUGGGAAGGUGGUUCUACCUAUUGAGCCCGUCAAGGUGAGAGGUAAAGGUUCCACAGACUUCAUCACUACCUGUGCACUUCUUGACACUGGGUCCACGCAGACAUUUUGUGCGGAGGCUUUGGCGAGAGAACUCGGAAUUCAUGGCAGGCGUGACACUGUGAAGCUCACAACACUAGAUGACCACAACACACUUGUUGAUACUUUUGUCGUCGAUUUGGAAGUCACAGACGUCAAUGAUGAAAAUCUUCUCGUCAUGUCUAAUGUUAUGACGAGGCCCAACAUAUGUGUCAACUCUGAUUGUUUGGUAACGCGGGAGGAGAUCAGCUCAUGGCCACAUUUGCGGGAUAUUGUACUGCCUGAUGUCAACCCUAAUGACGUACUCCUAAUCAUUGGGCAGGAUAAUCCUUCUGCGAUGACCCCUAAAGAAGUUCGUGAAGGUGAUUUUGGAACACCCUACGCCACCAAGACCAUUUUGGGAUGGACACUUAACGGACCAGUCAAAUCGGGGCCUCGGAACAGGGUAACUUCACACUUCAUUGAUGCUGAUGUCUGUCUUCAACGUCAGGUUGAGAAGUUUUGGCUGAUGGAGGAUCUUGGAGGUUGUGAUACAAGCAUGUCAGUAAGUGACAGAAAGGCGAUAGCUGUAUGGGAACACUCUAUUCAUCUAGAGAAUGGACAUUAUGCAAUGGACAUUCCAUUCAAGACAAGGCCACCCUGUCUCCCUGAUAACAAGGCUAUGGCACAACAUCGCCUGCGUCUACUCGGAAGGAAAUUGACGAGGGAUCCAGUGAUGAAAGACAAGUACACUUCGAGCAUCAAGGAGUUGAUGGAUAAGGGCUAUGCUGAAGAAGUGCCAUCAGAGCAGCUGGAGAGAGCCGAUGGUGCAGUUUGGUACCUGCCGCAUCACCCAGUAUUUCAUCCGCAUAAGCCAGACAAACUCAGGAUCGUAUUUGACUGUGCGGCCAAGUUCCAGGGAACAUCACUCAAUGACACAGUGCAUCGAGGUCCUGAUCUCAUCAAUAAAUUGGUUGGCGUCUUGUUGCGUUUUCGACUGGAACGAGUUGCAUUCAUGGCGGACAUAGAGGGUAUGUUCCAUCAGGUAGUUGUCAACAAACCAGACCGUGACGUGUUGCGGUUUUUGUGGUGGUCCAACGACAGUAUAUCUUCUUCACCGAAGGUGUAUCGCAUGACGGCUCAUUUAUUUGGUGGAGUGUGGUCCCCGAGUUGUGCUAAUUUCGCUCUUAAGCAGACGGCACAAGACAACAUCCAUAAGUACGACACCGAAACUGUCAGGACUGUCGAUCAGAAUUUCUAUGUAGACGAUUGUCUGAAGUCGGUUGCCACCAGUGACGAAGCCAUUAGACUCAUCGACCAGUUGUGCAGUAUGUUGGUUCUUGGAGGCUUCAAACUCCGGAAGUGGAUUAGCAACUCUCGUGAAGUCCUGCAGACAAUUCCACCAUCUGAGAGAGCAAAGACAGUUCUUUCUCUGGAUUUGGACAGGGAGCUCUUACCUACCGAACGAGCCUUGGGUGUUCUUUGGGAUGUAGAGAGUGACGUCUUCACAUUUGAUGUUCAUGUGAGCAGUAAGCCGAUGACACGCCGAGGACUGCUAAGUAUUGUCAGCUCGGUGUAUGAUCCAUUGGGUUUUGCUAGUCCUUUCAUACUUACCGCCAAGAUGCUGUUUCAGGAGCUUUGUAGACGAAAGAUUGGUUGGGAUGAUUCAAUACCGGAUGAGAUUGCUAGGCAGUGGGAGAGAUGGUUGGCAGACUUACCUCAGCUGAAGAGUCUAUCAGUACCCCGUUGCAUCAGGCCACAAGGGUUUGGUUCCAGCGCUACAGUUCAGCUACAUCAUUUCUGUGACGCCUCAGAGAGGGGAUAUGGCGCGGUGACUUACCUGCGGCUACAGGAUGUUGAAGAAAGAGCAAGCUCUUGCCUGCUAAUGGCCAAGGCCAAGUUAGCACCUCUGAAGAAAACUACCAUUCCACGUCUGGAACUUGCUGCUGGUGUUGUCUCCGUCAAACUAGACGAAAUGAUUCGAAGAGAGUUGUUGUUGCCUCUGCAAGAAAGUGUUUUCUGGAGCGACAGUAUGAUUGUGCUACACUACCUCAGGAACGAGGACAAACGCUACCAGACCUUCGUGGCCAAUCGCAUUUCCAGGAUACUGGAGCUCUCCAAGGCAUCGCAGUGGAGAUAUGUUGACUCCAUGUCUAACCCGGCUGAUGAUGUCUCGAGAGGUUUAACGGCGCAGGAGUUAAUUGGAAGUGAGCGUUGGGUGCAAGGUCCACAAUUCUUACUCAGUGAUCAAUCUCAUUGGCCAAGGCAACCAGAUUUUGAUACCCAUGUGUCACCAGGUGUUCUGGAGGUGAAAAGAGACCCUGUCAUCUAUAGUACCUGCACAUCCAAAGAUGAGCCAGACGCUUUGAGUAAGCUCUAUGGUCAUUUCUCCUCGUGGUAUCGAUUGCGGAAAGCGGUCGCUUGGAUACUUCGUGCAAAGGCAAUUCUCCUUCACCGGAUUGGGAAAGGAAAUUCAGUUUCAGAGCCAUCUCAGCCACUCACGGUAGAUGAAGUAUCUUCUUCAGAGAAAGCCAUAAUACGUCAUGUCCAGCACAUCAGUUUUGAUGAUGUUACUCUGAAGUCACAUUCCUUUCGGAAGUUGUCACCGUAUACGACAAUUGAGGGUUUUGUGCAAGUUGGUGGAAGACUAGGCAAUGCUGAUCUUGCUGAUGAUGUCAAACAUCCCUCGAUUCUACCCAAGCGGCAUCCUGUUGUAACACUAAUCGUGAGGCAUUAUCAUGAAGCUACGGGGCAUUCUGGAACAGAGCGCACACUUGCAGAAAUUCGUCAACGGUUCUGGGUCGUAAAGGGUCGUUCAGCUGUGAAGCAAGUGAUCCACAAGUGCAUUCCAUGCAGAAAGAGAAAAGCACCUACCUUGACUCAGCGUAUGUCCGACUUACCAGCAGAUCGUGUGACAUCUGGGCUUGCGCCAUUCAGCUUGGUAAGGGUUGACAUUUUUGGCCCUUUUAUGGUGAAGCGUGCCAGAAGCCAAGUGAAGCGGUAUGGCUGUUUGUUUACAUGUCUGUCUACACGAGCAGUUCAUCUUGAGAUUUGUCACUCUUUCAUCAACGCAUUGCAGCGUUUCAUAUCUCGCCGUGAUCGUCCUAUUGAAGUGAGGUCUGAUAAUGGUACCAACUUUGCUCCUUUGACACCAAAUCACCUGCUGCUCCUCCGCUCCGGACCCAAGCUGCCUCCAGGACAGUUUGUAGAGCAGGAUGUCCACAGACGAAGAUGGCGCCAAGUUCAAUAUCUUGCCGACGUCUUCUGGAAACGAUGGCUCAGAGAAUAUCUGCCAUCAUUGCAAGAACGGCAGAAAUGGAUCAACCCAAAGCGUAAUGUCAGUGUGGGAGAUCUCGUGUUGAUUAGGAGCGAGAACACUCCUCGAUACCAGUGGCCCAUGGGACUUGUGGUGACGACUUACCCAGGCAGGGAUGGAAAGGUGAGAUCUGUGCAGGUGAAAACACAUACUGGAGUGUAUCUUCGUCCCAUCGACAAACUGUGUCUCUUGGAGGGAGACAUGAUGGUCCAAGAGAACGACACUUCUUGA